AUGGCCGGCGAACCCACCGAACAAAAAGUCAAGGCCGGCGUCGCGCAGACGUUGCGGGCAUGGGGAGACAACCCUCUCCCGGCGACGCUCACCGCAACGCUCAUCACGGCCCAGCACAUGCGCCCGUUCCAGCCGCUGCCCAUGCUCUUCCCGCCCGUCCUGCUGCUGUCCAGCUACCUCAACCUCAACGGCUACAAGAAGGAUGCCGCCGGGAUGACGGCCGCCUGGAGCGGCUUGUACGUAUUGUUGGCCGGGAGGAGAAAGCAGAGAAUAUAUUCCAAGUUCGGCGCUAGAGGUAUCACCCGCGGCGCAACAGUGGCAAUGUGCGGAGCCAAUUUGGUUGGUGGUGGGUUGGCAUACGCCUUCGGAACUAGGGAGGAAGAGGAGGAUUGA
This is a messenger RNA of Diplodia corticola, 393 nucleotides long. RefSeq lists its product as uncharacterized. The coding region runs from base 1 to 393 and encodes 130 amino acids. The record is from RefSeq and is a predicted model, not a curated record. The transcript has 3 exons. NCBI's taxonomy places the organism in Eukaryota, Fungi, Ascomycota, Dothideomycetes, Botryosphaeriales, Botryosphaeriaceae.